Molecule: messenger RNA, 1921 nt
Organism: Humulus lupulus (European hop)
Lineage: Eukaryota; Viridiplantae; Streptophyta; Magnoliopsida; Rosales; Cannabaceae
Product: G-box-binding factor 1
Exons: 12
Coding region: 530-1615 (361 amino acids)
Biological process (GO): regulation of DNA-templated transcription
Cellular component (GO): nucleus
Molecular function (GO): DNA-binding transcription factor activity; sequence-specific DNA binding
Source: RefSeq, a predicted model, not a curated record
CCCAUUGGACACCGCCACACCAGAUCACGCUCCGUACGACGCUAAUUACGCGCGUACUUUACACCCCAAAACGGCAACGACAGACUCCAAUCCAAAGGCCACACCUCCUCACUUUUCUUUCGUUCUAACAGAGGAAGAGAGAGAAGUUGAAGAAGCAGAAGAAGAAGAAGAAGAGAAGAGAAGAGAAGGGUGUGUGUGAGUGAGUACAGUACUCUCUUCUAUCUUUCCUCCAAUCAUCUUCUGUCUUCUUUCAACGGCUCAGAUUGGAUUUCCUUCCUCCCGAUCCUAAAUCUUGGCCGUUGAUGAGGAAAGAGAAAAAGUUGAUGAAACACCGUUCCUUCGUCCAACCUGGACUUUCCAUCUCACUCAGACGCACUCUACUGCCCCUCCGAACGCCAUGAAACCAACAAAUUUGUGGGGAUCAGGUGCUUCAUAGGCAUCAUCAUCAUCAUCAUCAUCAUUAAUCAAUUGGAAAGGUGAUCUAGUAAUUGAAUCUUCAACUAAGCAAGAGUUUUAUUUGAUAAGCACGAUGGGUACUGGGGAAGAGAACGCAGCUUCUAAGACUUCAAAACCAGCAUCUUCAAGUCAGGAAAUUCCAACUGCACCUUCUUAUCCUGACUGGUCGAGUUCUAUGGCUUAUUAUACUGCCGGUGCUACUCCACCGCCCUUUUUCGCCUCAACAGUUGCUUCUCCGACUCCUCAUCCUUAUCUCUGGGGAAGCCAGCAUGCUCUAAUGCCACCAUACGGAACCCCAGUUCCUUACCCAGCUAUAUAUCCACCUGGGGGAGUUUAUGCCCAUCCUAAUAUGGCCGCUACUCCUGUGUCAAUGCAGGCAAAUCCUGACUUGGAGGGGAAGAGCACAGAUGGCAAAGACCGAGCUUCUGCCAAGAAGUCGAAAAUAAAUUCUGGCAGUACAGGACUUGCUGGUGCUAAGGCUGGGGAGAGUGGAAAAGCAACUUCAGGUUCAGGAAACGAUGGUGCUUCACAAAGCGCUGAAAGUGGUUCCGAGGGUUCAUCAGAUGCUAGUGAUGAGAACAACCAACAGGAGUUGUCUGGUAGCAAGAAAGGAAGCUUCGACCAGAUGCUUGCAGAUGGAGCCAAUGCUCUGAAUAACUCUGCUGGUUCCAUUUUGCAAGCUUCAGUGUCUGGGAAACCUGUCGGCUCAAUGCCAGCAACCAACCUGAACAUCGGAAUGGACCUAUGGAAUGCACCUUCUGGCGGCAGUGGAGCCACAAAGCUGAGACCAAAUCCAUCAGGUGCCUCGUCAUCUGCUGCUUCUGCAUCGAUGAUUGGACGCGAAGGUGUGAUGCCCGACCAAUGGGUUCAGGAUGAACGUGAACUAAAAAGACAGAAGAGGAAGCAAUCCAAUAGGGAGUCUGCUAGGAGGUCAAGAUUACGAAAGCAGGCUGAAUGUGAAGAGCUACAAGCAAGGGUGGAGACCUUGGGCAAUGAGAAUCGCUCUCUCAGAGAAGAGCUGCAGAAGCUUUCAGAGGAAUGCCAGAAACUUACGUCCGAAAAUGGUUCUAUCAAGGAUGAAUUAACACGAUUGUGCGGACCAGAAGUUGUAGCGAAUCUUGAACAUCAUCAAGCUCGUAGUGGCGAAAGCAACAGUUAAACACAAAAAAAAAAAAAAGAAAUAGUCCACGCAUUGUGCUUAUUAUGGUUAGAGUAGAAAUUUAAUCAAAACUACGGGAAACAGUGGCUUCAAUUGAGCAUAGAACACUUAUUUUUCGCUACUAAUUUACAUCCUUUUAACAACCCCUCCCAUCUUUGUAACUGUAACUUUAAAUUGAGUUUAACUGAGCUGGAACAUAUUUUAAGUUUUGCGAUUUGCUGUAUCAUCAUGUAUCUGUGGGAAAAGAGAUAUAAAUAUAAAUAUAUAACAAGAGACCAGUAAUCAGACAUUUGUAAUUUCAUGUUA